UAAUAUCAUACGAUAUUAUUAAUUAACAUAUUUCGAGCGUACUUGAUUUCCAUACCAGAAAGUGUUAUUUCCAACUAUCUUGAAGCCAUCGUCUUCCAGACUUUAUGACGAUUAUGUUGGAAUUAUUCUGGAAUUUAUAGUAACGAGAAAUGAGUACAGCAGCAGCUAAAUAUUUCUCAAAAUUGAAGUCGACAUCCGAUUCUGAGGUGUACAAGACUUUAUUAGAAAUUCGGAAGAAUGUGUCCAACACGAAAGAAGGUGUCGAGCUUCUUCUAGACAAUAAAGUUAUUCAGAUUUUAGUUCAUUAUUUGCGUAAACCAAACGAGAACAUCGUAGACGUAUGUUUAAGUAUUUUGGGGAAUGCGUGCUUACAGAGACCUGCACGGAACCAGGCAUUAGACGCUGGAGUGUCAGAAGCUCUUGUUCAAUUACUGCGCCAAGAGGAACAGAGGGAUAGUAUUCGAGGAAGAGCUUGCCGUCUUGUGGGAAACCUUGCACAGGACCGCACGUUGGCAGACAGACUGCACCGUGCUGGUAUUUCAUCUGUUCUAGCUCCUAUGAGCGGUUCAGACGGUACUAACUCUUUAGCUACCAUUCAGAUGCUAGUGAGAGCCAUCAGAUUGCUGUGGAGUGUUUCUCAGUAUAGAACAGAGAUGUUGGAACUCAAUUUGGUCCAGAAUGUAGCAGUUCAUUUAAAGACAUCACAGGAAAGUGCUGUGGGAAAAGAACUUGUGAAAGCGGUGCUCAAGGCACUCACUGUAAUAACAAACCAUUGUACUGAUGUUUGUGCUGAACAGGUACAUGCAGGAUCCUCCAAAUUCACAUCUCUGUUACCACUGGCAGCAGAUCCGACUCUACGAGAAUCAGUUCUUAGUACGGUUUUGAACUUGUGUCACAUAGAAAGUCAUCGGCCUGAAUUGGGAAAUGCUGGAACUGUUGAAAUACUCUUAGAUGCCCUAAUGGAUCCCAGUAUAUCAUACACAGAUCUGCUUUACCAGACUGCCUUUAAUGCCUUGUGCCUUCUGACUCGUGAAUCUGUAAACCGUGCUAAGAUUCGACAUGCUGGAGGACUUGCUGUUCUUUUAAGUGCCUUGCAUCGUGGGACAGAACCAAUAGCAAAUGCUCAGAGGACACAUGCACUCCAUGCACUAGUACAAUUUGCAUAUGAUGAUCUGGGCAUGACAGAGUUGCUGCAGGCUGGACUUUUUGGAGCACUAUCAACACACCUAGCAGCAUCUGUAGAACGUUGUGGUCCUAAUCAUGGACACAAAAUUCAUGAAAAAAACAGGGAUAGGUCAUCCAGCCAUCAGAGCAAUAGAAAGAGAGUUCGUGUUAGCAGCCCAAGCUAUGUUGCUGUCAAGAAAGAGCGAGAGCUUAGCAGGUCGUGGUCAUCAGAUUGUAUGGAUGGCAAUGACAUUCAGAUGAUAGGAGACUGGAGCCCAACUAGUUCUCAUAGCUUUUGUUUCUCACCGGACGGACCAUCUUCACCAUCUCCAAGUUCAGCUUCGUCUUCUCCACCACCAACACCAACAGAAUAUGACUGGCCUGAUUUAUACUCUCCUGUAACAGCUGAAUAUAAUGAAAGCAAUGAUGAAGAGGAGAUGGGACUUCAGGAAUCAUGGAAAGACAUGAUUGAAGACAGUGAAGCUGAUAGUGAUACUGACAUGGGACCUCCAGAGGUACCUCUCCCAUGCAGUGGUAAUGAUUUGGGCUAUAUCCUUGUGUUGCUUUCAAGAGUUUCACAUAUGGACUCACUGUCUGAAGGACAGGCAUUAGCACCUACUCUUGAAACACUGAUAGAUUACAUUGUGCAGAUGGAGACAGCACAGCAUUGUGCUUCCAAGAUUCUUGCUCGUAUAAUAAGAAACAGGAAAUGCUUCUUGCCAUUAGUCCAGCAAGGAUUUGUGCUUUCUGUUCACUGCCGAUGCAUGUUGCCCCGACAUAAAGACUGUGAGAAAUGUUCAGGAGUUGAAGCAUUUGGUGCCACAAUAUUGCAACAAAUAUCUGUACAGGCUGAAUCAUCAUUUGGGACUGGUGAAAUGGAACAUGUUCUACAUUGUGGAGAAAAGGAAGUUCGUGCAGUUCUUGCACUGAGCAUACCUCACAUUAUCAAGAAUACAUCAAAGCUGCGUAAGUUGUUACUUGGAUGCCAUGCACUGGAUAUUAUUCUAUCAAUUUUGGACAGUCAAGAUAUGGAAAAAUGUUUGAAAUAUGCUCCCCACAGCCUCCAUGCUCUCUGCCUUUCACUCAGUAUCAGCAAUCCUGCUGAAAAGAGACAUUUCAAGGAAGCAUUAACUGAAUUUAGUCGCUCAGUUAAUGAUUCUUCGGAGACAACAGGCGACAAAUAUGUGACCAUCCUAUUAGACUGUGGAACAAGGAUAACUGCAGACCGAGAUAUAUUGUGUAGGAGCUCUCCAUUUUUCUCUGCAAUGAUGUCAGAAACAAGCAGUUGGAGUGAAACAGGAAAAAAGGAGAUAACAUUGCAUGAUGUAGCUGCCACACCAUUAAGGCUUCUACUCUCAAUAGCUGUCCAUGGCCAUCCAACAGAAAGCCUCUACAAGAAAGCUGGUCUUACAGAUGUUCUUAAUACCAUUGCUUUGCUUGACAGAUUUCUUUUCGAUGGUGCAGACAAGCUGUGUACAAUGGUACUGCAGAGAUUCUUGUCGCCCAGCUCUGUUGCAUCAGUGUAUUUGCAAGCUGCACAAUGCGGACAACCAGAAUUGAUGACAUGCAUUCGACUAGGUGCACUGAGAUAUUUACUGAUAGCUAAAAUGCUUCCUACAGAACGGCAGCAUUCUUUCAGAUUGUUGCUGCAGUCACAGAAGCGAGAUAUUUUUUUGUCUGAUAUUUCAAGGCUUCUUAGAAGUGAACUAACAUGUUAAAACUAUUAUGUAGCUAAUGUUUUUGAGCGUCUUUUACAUAAAAGUUUCUCUCUAGUCUGUCAUAUUGACAGGAAUGUAAAAUACUAAAAUAGCUUAUCUCUUUUUUUUUAUUGUGUUAAGUUUGGUGCUAUGUGAUAAUUUACUGUACCUGAUAUUUGUAACUGAUGUUCCCUGAUAAACCUUGUGAAGCCAACCAUUUGUGAGAUUAUGGGGAUCUAUAUGAGACAGGGAGUCUGCUCUCAGGAUGACAUUGUACUUUUUUGAGAAAGUAGUGCAUUGUUGCACACAGCUGGCAAAUACAGAAGUUAUUUUAGUAGGAACAUGCUGAGAAGGUUGCAAAUGGAUCCUCAUGUGACAGGCAAAAUAGUGAUGUUUAUAAUAUGGGUGGAGGGAAUCUACUUCCAAAUGACAGUUGGAAAAAUGUAGAAAAACAUAAUUUGCAACCUUUUAGACCGAGGGGCUUCUUCUGCUAGAAGAGUGGAAAAGUUUUGAGGAAGGGAGAAUGGCAAGGCUUUGUUCAGUAUUUUAUGUCAGAAAGCCACUGUCUCUUUUAAUAAUUGAGCAAUCUUUUUUUUUAUUAGAUUAAUGUAAUAUUUACAGUUGCUACAGUAAUACAUAAACACAACACUCUGUCUUUUUGUAGCAGAAGAUCACUUUUCCCUUGAUUGUUUUCUUUGUGUUGCAUUCUUUCAAUUCUGUACAUUAACCUUCAUUAUGAUACAAAGUUAGAGAAAAAUAUAAAAAGCAUUAUGUCAUUUACUUUUUGUAAUAAUGUGCUAAAGAUUAUAAAAUAGUUGAAAGGUUUCCUUUUUAACACUCUAAAAGAAAUGUUAAAAAUGUAGUCAAACGACACUGCUAUUUUAUCCAGUGCUUUGAUACACCCUUAUCAGAAAUGUAUCUUUCAUGUUUGCUACUGGAAAGCAAUGAAUCAUCUGUAGCACAAUGAUGGUUUAUAUAAAGUGAACAUCAUUCUUUGACAGGUUUUUUAACUUACAGCAAUAUCACACUCAAACUAUACUGCAUUAUUCUAAAGACAUAUUUUGUAAAUGCAUACGAAGUAUCAAAGUCAGAAGUGUAACUUAUGUUUAGUGGACCUAACAUGAAUGUUGGAAACACUGUAUGUAAUGGAACUUCACAACAGAUUAAAAGUUUUUGACUAAUAAAUACUUGAAUGCAGA
Molecule: messenger RNA, 4060 nt
Organism: Schistocerca piceifrons (Central American locust)
Lineage: Eukaryota; Metazoa; Arthropoda; Insecta; Orthoptera; Acrididae
Product: armadillo repeat-containing protein 5-like
Exons: 12
Coding region: 150-2882 (910 amino acids)
Biological process (GO): anatomical structure morphogenesis
Cellular component (GO): cytosol
Molecular function (GO): protein binding
Source: RefSeq, a predicted model, not a curated record